Messenger RNA from Sitophilus oryzae (rice weevil), 1749 nucleotides. Its product is annotated as 26S proteasome non-ATPase regulatory subunit 5-like. NCBI's taxonomy places the organism in Eukaryota, Metazoa, Arthropoda, Insecta, Coleoptera, Curculionidae. Gene Ontology annotation, biological process: proteasome assembly. Bases 137 to 1663 code for a protein of 508 amino acids. Gene Ontology annotation, cellular component: cytosol. The transcript is spliced from 6 exons. The record is from RefSeq and is a predicted model, not a curated record.
ACCUUUACCAAAUUUGUUUUUUUUUAUAAAUUUCGAUGUAAUGUUUAAAUUAUAUAUUUUUGACGAUAAAAUAUAUCUGGCUAUUAGUGGCUAUUGGCUAUCUAUAUAAAAUUUAUGGUCUAAGGUCUAGCAGGACAUGACUUUUGUUUUUGUUUUGGUAGUUUUAAAAAUGGCCUCCGGUCAAGAUUGGUUUAACGCGAAAGUAUCGAGUUUAUUACAAGAAGAUCUACGAGUUUCCACUUUAACUGAACUAAAAGACCAUCUCACAUCUUUACCCCAUAACGAAGCCUCCCAUAUAUCCAAUGUCCUUCAGCUAGCCCUAGUUUUCGAUUGUUUAAACGACACAAACACGGAACAAGUGGAUUUGGCCUGUGACGUGCUCUCGUUAUGUCUGAGCAAUUUAACUCUAGGUGAAAGCACCAUCCGUUAUGGUAAUGCUUUGGAAAGAGCCCUAAUUCACCCAUAUUCUGGAGUAAAAUUGAUGGCAUUAAAGGAAAUCAAAAGGUCUUUAUUAAACGAGGAAGUUAUAUACAACCUUUGUGAUAAAACAGCUUUAGUAAUAAACAUAAUAACUUGUUUAAAAGAUGAGGACUUAGCAGUAGCAAAAGAAGCUUCUGAUAUUAUAUUUACAUUGGGAAUUACUAUUCCAGGAGCUAAUCGAAUAACGGCUAAUGAAAUUUUAGUACCUUUAGAAGGUAUUUUGAAUACAAAUGAAGUGGUACGGUUGAGAGUCUAUGAGGCUGUUGUUAGGAUUUGUGUAGAAAGCGACUAUAGUUUUCAAAAAUUUAUCAAAGUAGGAUUUAUUCAUCGAAUAUUAGCAGAACUAAAAAGUAACGAUGUACUACUUAAAAUAAAUAUUAUUGAAAUUUUAUCAUACUUGGGACAAUGUGAUCAUGGCUAUGUAUUCCUUGACCAAAAUGGAACAUUAAAUAAUAUCGUUGGUUUCAUGAAUGAGGAUGAUUUAACCAUGCAACUUUGUCAACCAGGUAUUUUACGAUUUUUCGGACAUGUUGCUCAUAAAAAGCCUUUAGAUUUUUUUAAAAAAUAUCCAGUGGUUAUUGAGAGACUGUACUCAAAUUUGAAUAUUGAAGAUAUGACGGUUCUUGGUGUGUCUUUGGAUACAAUUGGAUAUAUUGGACAGACAAAUGAAGGAAAACUAGCAUUACAAUCCACAGGAAAUAGGAUAGAAGUGGCUAUAAAAAAUAUUUCAUCAAAACUGAGUUCACUUCCAACUGAGACAAGAAUAAGGGCUCUCAACUGCCUUGAAAACCUGUUAAGAGUCGUUGAUAAUAAUAAUGAGAUAGUUUCUCUAUCGAGAGAAUGGUAUGGUAUUAUAGAUACAGAUCCUAUGGAUAUCAUUUUGCGAUACGCAAAGAACCCAUUUUCAGAAUUAAAAGUGGCCGGGCUGGGAAUACUUAAUUCUAUUGCUGGUCAAGAAUGGGGACAGGAAUGCAUCAAAAAUACUCCAGGUCUGAUAGAAUUCUUAUUAGACAGAAGUAUUGAAUCAGUAAAAGAAUGUAAAGAAGCCAAAUAUGACAUAGUAAAAUUAUUGUCACAGAGUACAGUGUUUGAUCAUAUCACCUCAGAAAGGCUACAAACGUUUGUCAAAGAAGGUGCAUUCUAUGUUUAUGCCACUACAGAAGUUGCUAUAGAAGGAAAUUAAUUAUUUUAUAAACUGUUUAGUAUUAAGGUAUUAUUAUUAUUUUGGAUGUUAACAUGUGAUAUUAAAAACCGAUUUUUUGUGUGUGU